AUGAGUGAGGUCCAGCCGGAUGAUUCGGUGAGCCAAGCAGGGCAAGGCUCCGCCAUAACUACCAGUAGUUUAUCCAAGGUGAAAGCUAUGGCAAAGAAGGCAGCACUUUUGGCUGAAAUGGAGGCUCUUAGACUUCGACAAGAGUUGGAACUUGAAGAGCUUAAGCUUAAGCAAAGGAAAGAUGACUUGGAAAUACAGACAAGGCUUAAAUUGAUGGAGGCUGAAGGACGAGUUUACAGUCAGUUCGAGAAUGGCUCUAAGAUUUAUAGCAGUCAUGUGAUAGCCUUCAAGACUCAGUCUGCUGAAUCGGACAAAUGUAAAGCCACCCAGGCUAAGAGUGAUGUCGCCAAGGAUGUUGGCGGAGAUGAAAGCACGUUGCCUUAUAAGCUUGAACAGUCUCCUAAGAUGAUGGAUGAUCCUGUUGGGAUGACAGCUUCUACGCCCAAGGAGACAUCUCCAUCAAAGAGUCAGCUUGACAUGGAUAUAUUAAGACAUUUGCAGAUGGGUCAAUCAAGCCAGCAGCAGCUUCUAGCAUCUAUCAACUCACCCAAUGCUGAAUUGAUGAAGUUUGAUGGUGAUCCGCUGAAGUAUUAUGAGUUUGUACAGUCAUUCGACUGUAUGAUAGGCGAUACCUUGUUGUCGAGCAGCGGUAAGCUAAUGAGGCUGUACAGUUGUUGCGAGGGCGCAGCAAGGAAGGUUAUACAGUGCUGUAUGGUGAUGGUACCAGACCAAGGUUAUGUCCGGGCUAGAGAACUUCUGGACGAGAGGUUUGGAGAUAGUUUUAAGAUAGGAGAAGCCUGGCUGAGGCGAGUGACAGAAGGCCCAAUAAUUAUAAGUAACUGUAAGCAGUUGAGAGAGUUCGCUGAUGAAUUGCAGUCGUGCACUCAGACACUAAGAGUUCUAGGUAUUAUUCAAGAGAUAAGUUCUCAGAGAGAGCUGCUGAAGGUAAUCGAGAGGCUACCCUAUGCCUUGAGGACUAGGUGUGUAAGAGAAGUGAAACAUAUCAGAGACUUAGGAAGACCACCAAACAUUUAUGAUGUUGUUGCAUAUGUUAAGAAUGCUGCUGAUGAGAUGAGUGAUCCUGUCUAUGGAACAUUGCUUCAAGGAUCGAAGGAAGGUCGUAACUUCAAAGCCAAAGAAAAGACUUCUUCAUCCUUUCAUCGCCAGCAAGCUCCAAAGUCCAACUUCUCAACUUCUCUCAGCUCAUCAAAGUGUAUGAUCUGUGGUGAUAAUCAUGGAUUGUUCAGCUGCCCACAGUUUAAGACAAUGAAUCCUGAACAACGAUUUCAAUAUGCUCGAGACCAGAGGUUGUGUUUCAACUGUCUUCAGCCAGGCCACAUGUCAUCCAAGUGCUCAUUGAACCGGACCUGUUCUGUCAAGGGCUGUAAGAUGAAGCACACCAAGUUCCUUCAUACUGGGAAGCAGCUCGUAUCUAGUGAAGGAAGGUCUAGAGAAAGCAAUAAUUCUUCCAAGAAGACAGAGAAAGAUAGUUUUCAUUCAGCAACUCAAACAGAAGACUGUGUGCCUGGUGAAUCUUUGUCAUCACAUACAAGCAGUGAAGUCAGAGGGGCCGGAGGGUUUCGAGUGGCUCUUCCUAUUGUGCCUGUCAAGGUACGAGCUACAGAUGGAGACGUAAUCGUAGAGACAUUUGCACUCCUGGACUCUGGCUCGACCACUUCCUUUUGUCUCAAGGAGUUACAAGAGGUGCUUCAAGCUAAAGGCAGAAGUAAGAUUCUAUCUGUAUCAACCCUACAGAACAGAAACAGCCAGAUGAGAUGUGAUGCAGUGAAUCUGAAAGUCAUGGGAUAUGCUUCGGACACAGAGUUAGACGUGAGGGUAUUUACUCGUCCUGAUUUGAACAUUAGCAUCUCUAAUAUGGCGUAA
This is a messenger RNA of Lytechinus pictus (painted urchin), 1884 nucleotides long. RefSeq lists its product as uncharacterized. The transcript has a single exon. Gene Ontology annotation, molecular function: zinc ion binding; nucleic acid binding. Bases 1 to 1884 code for a protein of 627 amino acids. The record is from RefSeq and is a predicted model, not a curated record. Lineage: Eukaryota; Metazoa; Echinodermata; Echinoidea; Temnopleuroida; Toxopneustidae.